ACCUCUUCAUAUUACAUAAACGAUGUGAAUUUCCUGGAGUCUUAGCCCAGCCCACUUGAGGACUUAUGAAGUCACUUGUUUCUCAAUACAUUUCUCAGUUUUCGAGCGACCCAGUUUAUCACUACGCAGUCCCGGCUAAAGGCAAAAUGUUUCUCUUUGAUUUGUUUUCAGCAACCACCUGGACUCUGUUGGCUGUGUUUUUCACCCUGUUAAUACUGUACGGUGUUUGGCCAUUUGGGACAUUUAAAAAAAUGGGGGUUCCAGGACCAAGGCCAUUGCCCUUUAUUGGAACAAUGUAUCUCUUAAAAAAGGGAUUUAUUGCCACUGACCGUGACUGCCAUAACAAGUACGGGGAUGUGUGGGGAAUGUAUGAUGGACGAACACCGGUCUUAAUGGUGUCAGACCCUGAGAUUAUUAAAACUGUGUUGGUGAAGGAGUGCUACUCAACAUUCACCAACCGCAGGGAUAACAUAGUGGCAGGACCUUUUGACGAUGCAAUAACAACGGUUAAAGACGAAAGGUGGAAGAGAAUUCGGAGCUCUCUAUCACCCUGUUUUACCAGUGGAAGACUGAAGCAGGUUUUUCCCAUCGUUACUUGCUAUGCAGAUCGACUUGUUGAAAAACUUGGACAACAAAAUCUGGAUGAGCCUAUCGAUGUCAAACAAAUAAUUGCACCGUACAGUUUGGAUGUUAUUACCAGUGUGUCUUUUGGCAUUGAGGCUGAUGCCAUUAACAACCCGGAGGACCCACUUAUCGUUCACCUCAAAAAGAUUCUAAACUUCAAUUUCUGGCCUUUCUUUUUAGUCAUGAUAUUUCCCUUUAGUGCCCAUCUGUUGAAGCUCCUGGAUAUCGACUUAAUGCCCAGACUAAGUGUGGAUUAUUUCUACAACAUCAUUAAGAGAUUUAAAAACCAGCGUCAGUCAGAAAAACCACUCCGUGCAGACUUCCUCCAGGUGUUGAUUGACCAUGAGAUACCAGAGGCAAAGGUUAAGAGUGAGCUAGAACAACCAAGUAAAGGUUUGACUGAACAUGAGAUACUUUCCCAGGCUUUCCUCUUCAUCUUUGGUGGCUAUGAGACCACCAGUGUCACUCUCAGCUUUAUCCUUUACAACCUGGCCACCAACCCUGAUGCCAUGAAGACACUGCAGGAAGAAAUUGAUGCCAACCUACCAAAAGACGCUCCUGUUACAUAUGAGGUUGUGGCUGGUUUAGAGUACCUGGACCACGUUAUCAAUGAGUCGAUGCGCUUGGUUCCUACUGCACCUCGGCUAGAGAGAGUGUGUAAAAAAAAUGUCCAGGUCCAUGGACUCAACAUCCCUGAAGGAACUCUUGUUGGGAUUCCUGCUCACCUUUUACACAUGGACACACGCUUUUGGACGUCACCUGAGAAGUUCAGACCAGAGAGGUUCAGUAAAGACAGUGGGGAGGAGAUAAACCCAUAUGCAUUCAUGCCGUUCGGACUUGGUCCUCGUAACUGUGUCGGUAUGCGCUACGCAAUCCUCACCGUGAAGAUGGUCCUCGUCCGUCUCCUGCAGUGCUACACUUUGGAAACAUGCAAAGACACUAUAAUUCCUUUGGCGUUGGACUGGAAGUUUCAGUCCCUGAAGCCUAUAAAACUCAGUUUUGUCCCCAGACAGUAGUAUGAAGAGAGACAGCAUUUCUAAAUUCCUGUUCUCUGUAUUUUAUUCUGUUUUUAAAAAUGUCUCUACUGCCAGCAGGUUAACCAUGAAAGGUUUUACCUUUAUGAUUUAUAAUACGGACAUGUAACACUGUAGGAAAUUAUUUCUUGCCUUUCUGUUAAUCAAGUAUAAGCAUUUUCUUAACUUUGACAGUUUUUUUUUGCAAAUUGUCCUGAAGUUUUAGUUGUAUUUCUUUGUGUCCUUUUGACUUUUUAUAAUACCACAUAUUGAUUUACUUAAAGCAUGUAAAAUGCA
This is a messenger RNA of Cheilinus undulatus (humphead wrasse), 1934 nucleotides long. Its product is annotated as cytochrome P450 3A56-like. The record is from RefSeq and is a predicted model, not a curated record. NCBI's taxonomy places the organism in Eukaryota, Metazoa, Chordata, Actinopteri, Labriformes, Labridae. Bases 66 to 1640 code for a protein of 524 amino acids. Gene Ontology annotation, molecular function: heme binding; oxidoreductase activity, acting on paired donors, with incorporation or reduction of molecular oxygen; iron ion binding. The transcript has 13 exons.